GAGAUCAACUGUGCUUCUCUGGCCUCAGCUCUGAAGUCCAACCCCUCCCAUCUGACAGAACUGGACCUGAGUAAGAACAAGCUGCAGGAUUCAGGAGUGAAGCUGCUGUCUGCUGGACUGGAGAGUCCACACUGUAGACUGGAGACUCUGAGGUUGAGGAGCUGCAGUUUGUCAGAGAUCAGCUGUGCUUCUCUGGCCUCAGCUCUGAAGUCCAACCCCUCCCAUCUGACAAAACUGGACCUGAGCUACAACAACAAGGUGCAGGAUUCAGGAGUGAAGCUGCUGUCUGAUCUGGUGGAGAGUCCAAACUGUAGACUGAGGACUCUGAGGUUGAGGAGCUGCAGGUUGUCAGAGAUCAGCUGUGCUUCUCUGGCCUCAGCUCUGAAGUCCAACCCCUCCCAUCUGACAGAACUGGACCUGAGUGAAAACAACCUGCAGGAUUCAGGAGUGAAGCUGCUGUCUGCUGGACUGGAGAGUCCACACUGUAGACUGAAGACUCUGAGGUUGAGUGGCUGCAGUUUGUCAGAGAUCAGCUGUGCUUCUCUGGCCUCAGCUCUGAAGUCCAACCCCUCCCAUCUGACAGAACUGGACCUGAGCUACAACAACCUGCAGGAUUCAGGAGUGAAGCUGCUGUCUGAUCUGGUGGAGAGUCCAGACUGUAGACUGAGGACCGUGAGAUGGAAGUGAUCGUGAUCGAGCGUGAGCGAUCAGAAAGGUGAUUGGCUGAGAGCCGAUCGGCUGCGUCCUGAUGAUCCAGAGAGGUUGAAGCAGCAGCAGCAGCUUGUGGGUGGAGAGGCUCUGACUGGGCCAUGUUACUGGGAGGUAGAGUGGAGAGGAGAGCUUCAUCCAGCAGUGACUGACAGAGGAACCACAACAAGUGGAGAUGAGUGUCAGUGCUGCAGUGUGAACUGCUCUGAGAUCAGCUCCACUGUCAGACACAGUGUCCAGUCCAGCAUCCUCCCUGUGUGUUGCUGUGGAUGUGACAGAGUAUCAUCAGCUCUGUCCUUCUACACAGUCUCUGCAGACACUCCUCCACUCCUUCUGCUCCUCACUUACACACCUCCUCCACCUGGAACCUGGACUUUAUAUACUCAUUAGUAUAAAUGUACAUAUAUGUAUUUGACAAAGAUGGCGCCUUUGUGUAUGGCGAGCCGUCCACCUCUGCUCUGUGUUUUGUUGCUCCUGCUCUUAAUUUCACUUUUUGUAAAUAAUGUGUCACCGUUGCUGCUGUAUGAUCGAUAAAGUCUACGUUCUACGACUGUAGUGGACAGUCAAAGACGCUCCCACCGUUCCUGGCGUCUGUGCCCCACUACCUGCGGCGUCUUCCUGUUCCUCCGCCCCGCAAACGUCGUCACAGAAAGCGGGGGAAACGAAGCGGAGUCCUUGUUCGACUGAGAGUCUGCCUGGCACAGUCCUCGGAGUACGAUCAUCGUCACCUGCUGCGGUUACCCCGGGAAUUUGACGGCUUCAUUGUGCGGUGCUCCUCGGAGGUCAGCUGGCUCCGAUCAGCUGUUCCAGAUGCCGGCUACACACAUCCCAGCCGCCCGUGGCGGGUCAGCAUCUACAGACGAGGCUCCUUGCAGGAAAAUCUCUGUCCUGUUGCUCGUGGUUCCAAGCGAACCGACCACACGCCAGUGCGCGUCCCCCUCAUUAAUACGAGGUCUUUGACAAAUGAAACUUUUAUCCUGAACGAUUGCUUCUCAACACACGUGCUGGAUUUCCUCUUGUUGACGGAGACGUGGAUUAACCCGGUGACGACAGCACGUUCACUGAGCCCCCCCCCCCCCCGCUGUUCUUUCCUCAUUACACGUACGUCCUCGUUCGACAUUAUCUCGUCUAAUAGACACUGCCCCCGUGUGUUGUUCAGUACCAUUAAUUCCGUUGUGAGCCCCCACUCUCGUCCUCUGUCUGACGCCACUGUUUCUACAUGUGAGGACUUCUUGCACUUUUUCGUUGACAAAGUGAUGUCUGUGAGAGCGCUGAGCAGCGGCAGCAUCAGACCAGACCAGACCAGUCUGCUACAACCCCACACUCCUCAGCGUUUGACCACUUUGAGCCCAUCUCCCUCUCAUCACUUGCUGAUGUAGUGAAACACAUGAAAACAACAAAUUGCCCUUUGGAUGUUUUCCCAACAAAAUUGCUUAAAAAGGGUGUUCUCUACUGUUGGGCCUGUCCUCUUGGUUUUAAUGAACACUUGCCUUAGCUCAGGAUGUGUUCCGGCUUCUUUUAAACAUGCUGUUGUGAGACCACUUCUUAAAAAAACACAUCUGGAUGCUAAUGUUUUAUCUCAUUUUAGACCUGUUUCUAAUGUGCCUUUUAUCUCAAAAGUCCUUGAGAAAAUUGUUUUUGUCCAGUUGCAGGCAUUUUUAGAAAAUAAUUUUAUCCUGGAAAAAUUCCAGUCUGGGUUCAGAUCACGGCAGAGCACAGAGUCUGCACUGCUUAAAGUACACAAUGACAUAACUGUGUUUGUUGAUGCCAAACGUCCUGUUGUCCUUGUGCUGCUUGACUUAACGGCAGCAUUUGAUACAGUGGACCAUUCCAUUCUCUUGUCCCGCUUAAAUAAUUAUGUUGGUAUCCGUGGUACUGCACUCAAGUGGUUUGAUUCUUACCUAAACAACAGGACUUUUUCUGUCAUGAUUGGUGACCUGUCCUCCUCUGUUGCCUCUUUGUUUUGUGGAGUUCCCCAGGGCUCUAUUUUGGGACCUUUGCUUUUUUCACUUUAUAUGUUGCCGCAGGGCGUCAAUUAUAGCGAGACAUAAUUUAGCAUUUAACUGCUACGCUGAUGACCUCCAGCUGUAUUUACCAGUGUUCCCAACCAAAAGUGUUGCUCUUCAGUCCCUCACAGACUGCAUGACAGUGACAUAGAUUUAAAAAAAUGUACUUUUUGUUUUUAAAGCCCUCAGCGGCCUAGCUCCUAUUUAUUUGACAGAGCUUCUCUCUGUCCGAAACCCAAACAGGGCGCUAAGGUC
Molecule: messenger RNA, 2969 nt
Organism: Chelmon rostratus (copperband butterflyfish)
Lineage: Eukaryota; Metazoa; Chordata; Actinopteri; Chaetodontiformes; Chaetodontidae
Product: NACHT, LRR and PYD domains-containing protein 12-like
Exons: 5
Molecular function (GO): protein binding
Source: RefSeq, a predicted model, not a curated record